Fusarium pseudograminearum CS3096 is the source of this 909-nucleotide messenger RNA. RefSeq lists its product as uncharacterized. The transcript has 4 exons. The record is from RefSeq and is a predicted model, not a curated record. Gene Ontology annotation, molecular function: oxidoreductase activity, acting on the CH-OH group of donors, NAD or NADP as acceptor. The coding region runs from base 1 to 909 and encodes 302 amino acids. Lineage: Eukaryota; Fungi; Ascomycota; Sordariomycetes; Hypocreales; Nectriaceae.
AUGGAUAUCAUUAACAGUGCUAGAGCAACUGAUGUCACCAAAACGGUGCACACCGAGCCAUAUGAUGCUAUCUCCCCUGAAAACCCCAAGCUCAGCCAAGCUGGCAAGACCAUCUUGAUUACCGGCGGCGGUACGACAAUCGGCAAUGCCGUUGGGCGAUCUUUCGUACGUGCCUCAGCUGAGACAGUCGUCAUCGUCGGGCGACGUCCCGAGGUCCUCCAAGAGGGCGCCCGUCGCCUCGAGCAAGAGGCAAAAACCGCUGGAACGCACACAAAGAUCAUUCACCGCCAGCUUGACAUUGGCGACUUCUCCGCUGUCGAUGCAUUCUGGACGCAGCUGGCUUCCGAGGGGAUUUCUGUCGACGUUUUCGUGUCGAAUGCCGCCGCUUUCCCUGAGUUGAAGCCUUUGUUGGAGAUAGGCACCAAGGUUACGUGGUCGCAACUGAAUACUAACGUCCAUGCACCCAUGUAUCUGUUGGAGAAGUUCCAUGCACAGAAUACUGGAAAGCAAAGAUUCGUCGUCAACGUCUCCAGUACCAUUAUGCACAGUUACAUGCAGCCUGCCACUACGAAGCAUGCAGCAUACGCUUUCCAAAAAUCGUGCGGGACUAUGCUCUUCCAGAUGGUUGCGAAGGAUACACCCGUCGAUGAGAUGCAGAUCGCUUCCAUGCACCCCGGCCUUCUCUGGCAGGAGGAGUGGGUGAAGAUGGGCUUUAAAGAUGAUAUUGGAUUUGAUAACAUCGCUCUUCCGGGUAAUUUCGCAGUUUGGCUCGCAACCCCGAACGCCGCAUUCCUUCAUGGUCGGUUUGCUUGGGCAUCUUGGGAUGUUAAUGAGCUAUCGGAGGGUCCACUUCGCAAGCGCAUCGAUGAGGAUCCUUACUAUCUCAAGAUGACUGUACAUGGUGCCUAG